Molecule: messenger RNA, 3773 nt
Organism: Galendromus occidentalis (western predatory mite)
Lineage: Eukaryota; Metazoa; Arthropoda; Arachnida; Mesostigmata; Phytoseiidae
Gene: LeuRS
Product: Leucyl-tRNA synthetase
Exons: 10
Coding region: 177-3743 (1188 amino acids)
Biological process (GO): leucyl-tRNA aminoacylation
Molecular function (GO): leucine-tRNA ligase activity; ATP binding; aminoacyl-tRNA deacylase activity
Source: RefSeq, a predicted model, not a curated record
CUGCUACACGGUGCGGCCAGCACCACCCGACUGUCUUGUGUGGUGCGCUCGCAGCAGCUGCUCGGACCUUAAUUCUUUUGCGUGCGGCGGCUUACCAACUCCGUGUCAAACGGGUGUCUAGAACGCUGCGAGACAUCGUUCGGGAAACUCCUGAGAAUCCCACGUCCAGAGGGAAAAUGGCGGAGCGUAAAGGCACCUUCAAGGUGCGGGAGCUGCAACGGAUGGAACUCGAGGUUCAGAAGAUUUGGGAAGAACAGAAGAUUUUCGAAGAAGAUGCCCCGGGUCCCAAGGAUCCGAAGCCGCCCAAGUUCUUCGUCACGUUUCCCUACCCGUAUGCGAAUGGCAGACUUCACCUCGGGCACACUUUCACCCUCGGUAAAUGCGAGUUUGCCGUCGGUUAUCAAAGACUCAAGGGGAAGAAGUGUCUGUAUCCGUUCGGAUUCCAUUGCACAGGCAUGCCAAUCAAGGCAUGUGCCGACAAGUUGGCCCGAGAAAUCGAAAUGUUCGGGAACCCACCGGAUUUCCCUGAGGUCGACGAAGACGCAGCUCUAGGAGACGCCCCGCAAGUUAAGUCCAUCGAGGACCAGCUCAAGUCGAAGGCGAAAGGUAAGAAGAGUAAGGCCGUAGCCAAGGCUGGCACGGCAAAGUAUCAAUGGCAGAUAAUGCAGAGCAUCGGAGUACCAGACGAAGAAAUCGCGAAGUUCGCGGACGCCAAACACUGGCUCGGUUAUUUCCCUCCGGCGGUUCAGAGCGAUCUCAGGAGAUUGGGGCUCCGUGUGGAUUGGAGGCGAUCAAUGAUCACGACCGAUGCCAACCCGUACUACGACUCGUUCGUCCGAUGGCAAUUCAUCAGACUGAAGGAGAAGAAUCGAAUCAAGUUCGGAAAAAGGUACACCAUAUUUUCGCCGAAGACAAAUCAACCGUGCAUGGACCAUGAUCGUCAAAGUGGUGAAGGUGUCGGACCUCAGGAGUACACCCUCGUGAAAAUGAAAGUCCAGAAGCCAUAUCCGAAAUCAUUGAAGAAGCUCGAGGGACGUGACGUGUUCCUCGUUGCUGCCACUCUCAGGCCCGAAACGAUGUAUGGACAAACUAAUUGCUGGAUCUCACCCGAAAUUGAGUAUGUAGCUCAUGAACUACAGAACGGCGAAGUUUUCGUCUCGACACAUCGUGCCGCUCACAAUAUGAGCUACCAAGGCUUCUGCAAACUCAACGGUCAGGUUGACGUCUUGUUGAAAAUUAGAGGCACCGAUCUGAUGGGUGUCGCCCUAACGGCUCCUCUCACGUCGUACAAAACAAUCUACACCUUGCCCAUGCUCACCAUCAAAGACGAUAAGGGAACGGGUGUCGUCACCAGCGUCCCGAGCGAUUCGCCGGACGAUUUCGCCGCUUUGAGAGAUCUCAAAAACAAGGCGCCUCUGAGAGAGAAAUACGGUAUCAGAGACGAGAUGGUCCUUCCUUUCGAACCGAUCCCCAUCAUCGAAGUGCCAGGCUUCGGAAAUCUUUCGGCAGUCAAGGCUUGCGAGGAUUUGAAAAUCCAGAGUCAAAACGACCGUGAAAAACUCGAAGAAGCCAAGGCGAUGGUUUACCUCAAAGGAUUUUACGAUGGAGUUCUCUUGGUCGGGGAUCAUAAAGGCAGCAAGAUCCAGGACGUGAAGAAAGAUAUCCAGGCCUUCCUUGUCGACAGCAAGCAGGCUGUGAACUAUAAGGAGCCCGAGAAGAAAGUUGUUGCGCGAUCCGGCGAGGAGUGCGUCGUGGCGCUCUGUGAUCAAUGGUAUUUGGACUACGGCGACAAGUCGUGGAAGGAACUAGCGAAGAAGAACCUCGCAAUGGCGGAAUGCUUCUCCGACGAAGUUCGCAAGAAUUUCGAGGCCUCGUUCGAUUGGCUGCAGGAACACGCAUGUUCCCGAACAUAUGGCCUGGGAACGAAUCUUCCCUGGGACGAGAGCUGGCUCAUCGAAUCCUUAUCGGACUCGACGAUCUACAUGGCUUAUUAUACGGUGUGUCAUCUGCUCCAAGGAGGCGAUAUGACAGGUCGACAAGGGAAAAGCCCGCUGGGCAUCAAGGCCAGUGACAUGACGUUGGAGGUUUGGGAUUAUAUAUUCUUCAAGAAGGCGCCCUUCCCGAAAUCGACAAAAAUUCCGAAGAGAUCCCUGGAGAAGCUCAAGCAGGAGUUCGAAUAUUGGUAUCCUUUGGACGUCCGAGUGUCGGGGAAGGAUCUCGUCCCGAACCAUCUGACCUACGCCAUGUUCAACCAUACGGCGAUGUGGGACGAAGAACCCGACAAGUGGAUCCGAGGUAUCCGAGCGAAUGGACUCUUGCUCCUGAAUAGCGAGAAGAUGUCGAAGUCCACGGGGAACUUCAUGACACUCAUGGAAUCUAUCGAGAAGUUCAGUGCGGACGGGACGCGAUUCACUCUCGCGGACGCCGGCGACAGUAUCGAGGACGCCAACUUCGUCGAAAGCACCGCGGACGCGGGAAUCCUCCGUUUGUUCACGUUCGUCGAAUGGGUCAAAGAAAUGUUGAAAACGAAAGACGAGCUGAGAACGGGCCCUCGGAACACGUUCGCCGACAAGGCAUUCGACAAUCGCAUGAAUUUCCUCGUCACGGAGAGUGCCAAGAGCUACGAAACCUUUUUGUUCAAAGAAGCUCUCAAAAGUGGAUUCUUCGAAUUCCAAGCCGCUCGGGACGAUUAUCGCGAGCUUUGCUUACUGAACGGUAUGCACAGAGACCUGGUGAUGAAGUUCAUCGAGACUCAGCUGAUCGUUCUAUCCCCCAUAUGUCCUCACGUAGCGGACUAUGUCUGGAUGAUGCUCCUGGGUAAGAAAGAGAGCAUCAUGCGCGCGACUUGGCCGAGGACCGAACAAGUUGACGAGACCCUCUUGAAGUCAUUGGAGUACCUCCGAGACACCAGCCAUGAGUUCCGAGUUAGGCUGAAAACCUACAUAGCGAGUCUCUCGAAAAGCGACAAGAAAAAUCGGCAACCCCCGAACACCGCCAAUUUGCCGAAGCUUCUAGUGGCUACAAUCUAUGUCGCUAGGAGCUAUCCCCAGUGGCAGAGCAUAAUCCUCUCAACGAUGAGCGACCUCCACCAACGACACCGAGGCCUCCCUACGAAUAAAGUCAUUUCUGAAAACCUCACCAACAAACCCGAGUUGAAGAAAUACAUGAAGAAAGUUAUGCCCUUCGCCCAAAUGAUGCGAGAGAAGGUCGACAAGCUGGGAGCUCAAGCGCUGAAGCAGAGUGUUGAUUUCAACGAAAUCGACAUCCUCACGGAGAACUCCGCGUACCUCUCCAACACAUUGGACGUCGUGGGGCUGACCAUUAGAUACAACGACGGGGCUGACGAGAAAAUCAAAGAAGAGUGCUGUCCGGGUGCUCCUCAUAUUGUGUUCCAGCCGGCUAGCUUCGUCACUCUGAAAGCCGUCUGCCCCCAAGCGCACAACGGGCUCUUCGGGGUGAGCAUCCCUCUAGUUGCCGGUGAUACUAUCACGAGCCUCGAAGAUAAAAUUCGGAAAACAAGUCGCCUGAUCAAAGAGGGUCACAAGAUAAAUUUGUAUCGCUUCGAUGAUCCGCUCAUGGGACCGAGAAGAAUUCCUGUCCUCGGUAAGUUACUCGACGGAAAAACCCUGAUUCCCGAGAGUGCAUCGUUGACCGUGGACGUCGAUAACGAGAAUAUCACCGUCACGGAUAACGGGAGGACGUUCGAUCUUGGGGGGCGAAUUCUGUACAUGGUUGAGGAAUAAAGAAUCGCGCGCGAUUUUCUCUCUCAGUGA